Molecule: messenger RNA, 225 nt
Organism: Oncorhynchus masou masou (cherry salmon)
Lineage: Eukaryota; Metazoa; Chordata; Actinopteri; Salmoniformes; Salmonidae
Product: serine-rich adhesin for platelets-like
Exons: 2
Source: RefSeq, a predicted model, not a curated record
UCCACAUCACUAUCCCCCUCCCCAUCCUCCUCCACAUCACUAUCCUCCUCCACAUCACUAUCCACAUCACUAUCCACAUCACUAUCCACCUCCACAUCACUAUCCACAUCACUAUCCCCCUCCACAUCACUAUCCCCCUCCACAUCACUAUCCACAUCACUAUCCCCCAGAUCCACAUCACUAUCCCCCUCCACAUCACUAUCCCCCUCCACAUCACGAUCCACA